UCCGCAUCCACACAGCCCCCUGCAAGCAAGCCCGGGAGGCCCCAAGGACUCAUCGUUUGUCUCCGGGGUCCUACGGUCCUGCUGGCAAGGGAGCGACUGGGAGUCUCACAGCCCCACCGCCCUCCAGCAGCAUGAAAACCCUGCAGAAACAGCGGCUAGAAAUAGUGAGCAUCUACCAAUACGUGCUCACUUUCCUCUUCAUGGGCCCUUUCUUUUCCCUUCUUCUCCUCUUCCUCCUCUUCACGUCUCUCUGGUGUUUCUCUGUUCUCUACUUUGUAUGGUUCUUCCUGGACUGGGAUACACCCCACCAAGGUGGAAGGCGUUGUGAGUGGAUGAGGAACUGGACUCUGUGGAAACACGCAAGGGAUUAUUUUCCCAUUAAGCUGGUGAAAACAAUCGAGCUGCCUCCUGACCGGAACUACGUGCUGGUGUCUCACCCACAUGGGAUCCUGGCCAUGGGAACCUUGUGUAACUUCACUACUGAGAGCACAGGCUUCUCCCAGCAGUUCCCCGGGCUUCGGCCCUCAACAGCCGGGCUGAAUGGCCUCUUCUACCUCCCAGUAUUUCGAGACUACAUUAUGUCCUAUGGACUAUGUUCUGUGAGACGCCAGAGCCUGGAUUUUAUUCUGUCGCGGCCCCAGCUUGGGCAGGCUGUGGUCAUCGCAGUUGGGGGGGCCCACGAGUCCCUGUACGCCAUCCCAGGGGAGCACUGCCUCACUCUCCGGAAUCGGAAAGGAUUCGUCCGCCUGGCACUGAGGCACGGCGCCUCUCUGGUGCCCGUGUACUCCUUCGGGGAGAAUGAUGUCUUCAGAGUUAAGGCUUUUGGCCCAGACUCGUGGCAGCAUCUGUGCCAAGUCACCUUCAAGAAGCUCCUGGGCUUUGCUCCUUGCAUCUUCUGGGGCCGUGGGCUCUUCUCAGCCAACUCCUGGGGCCUGGUGCCCUUUGCCAGGCCCAUCACCACUGUGGGUGAGUGCCCGCCUCCAGGGAAGAAGGUACCGUCAGCUGUGUGGACAGCAGAGGCCCCCGCCUCACUGUGUCUCCCCUCUCCCCACAGUGGGCCGCCCCAUCCCGGUCCCCCGGUGCCUGUGGCCCACCGAGGAGCAGGUUGACCACUAUCACAUGCUCUACAUGAAGGCUCUGGAGGAACUCUUUGAGGAGCACAAGGAAAGCUGUGGUGUCCCAGCUUCUACUUG
Hippopotamus amphibius kiboko is the source of this 1193-nucleotide messenger RNA. RefSeq names its product monoacylglycerol O-acyltransferase 3 (gene MOGAT3). The record is from RefSeq and is a predicted model, not a curated record. Gene Ontology annotation, cellular component: endoplasmic reticulum membrane. The transcript is spliced from 6 exons. Lineage: Eukaryota; Metazoa; Chordata; Mammalia; Artiodactyla; Hippopotamidae. Gene Ontology annotation, biological process: triglyceride biosynthetic process. The coding region runs from base 132 to 1109 and encodes 325 amino acids. Gene Ontology annotation, molecular function: diacylglycerol O-acyltransferase activity.